This is a messenger RNA of Mya arenaria, 2411 nucleotides long. Its product is annotated as cytochrome P450 2J6-like. The coding region runs from base 505 to 1989 and encodes 494 amino acids. The record is from RefSeq and is a predicted model, not a curated record. Gene Ontology annotation, biological process: xenobiotic metabolic process. The transcript has 8 exons. Gene Ontology annotation, cellular component: cytoplasm; intracellular membrane-bounded organelle. Gene Ontology annotation, molecular function: iron ion binding; heme binding; oxidoreductase activity, acting on paired donors, with incorporation or reduction of molecular oxygen, reduced flavin or flavoprotein as one donor, and incorporation of one atom of oxygen. NCBI's taxonomy places the organism in Eukaryota, Metazoa, Mollusca, Bivalvia, Myida, Myidae.
UGCGUAAUCCCACUUUAUUUUGUAAAGCGGGGAUAUAACAAGUGUUGAAACACUUUUUUGGCCACGUUUCACUGUCAUAAUUUCUAAAAAUAAUACAAGACGUAACUAUUGCAAGAUACGCCCGUCCUUAUUUUAGGACACCAAGUUUACUUUAUGUAUAUCACCACACGUGUUAUAUAUGUCACAAUUUCAUUCUAAAAAACAAAAUAAGAAGCAACCAUGCAUGUGUUUAAAAUUAAUCACAAAAAUACCAGAUGAAAAGGAAUGUGAUAGCUUUACAGUGAUUGGUAAGGUAAUAACUCCAUUCAUAGGUUUAUCAUAGGUAUAUGCGUCUAUAUAUUCACAAGCACGUAUCUAGUCCUAUAAAAGGUUAUACAAUAUGUAAUAUAAGACUGGCCUGAAUCGGUAUGCAAAUAAACGCUUACGAGACACACUUACGUUAAAUAUAAGGUUGAUCAAAAUAAGUACAGGAAUAUAAUCAUUUUAACUUCACUCUGGUCAGCUAUGGACAUACAGACAGUGUUGGUGUUUAUUUCCGUGUUUCUCUUCGGACUUAUCUUGUUACGGAGACCACGAAAUCUCCCACCGGGUCCGCUAGUGCUGCCCUUCAUCGGAAGUAUCUUAUUUUUCUUGGGCAUCCAGCGUAAACGCAAACGACUUGCGCGGGUCCUGAAUGAACAACGUGAAAAAUAUGGAGACAUCAUCUAUGCGGAAAUUGAUGGAAUUCCGAAUGUCUUCCUGCAGGGAUAUGACGUCAUCAAUGAAGCGUUUGUGAAGCAGGGUGACGUCAUCAGUGACCGUCCCAGCUGGCUCAAAUUUGUAAAAGAAGUCACAAAGGAGGGUAAAGGUGUGAUAUGGCAGAGUGGGCACGACUGGAGGCUUACACGGCGGUUCACCAUUCAGACGUUACGUGAUUUCGGCGUAGGGAAGACGUCUCUCGAAGAGAAGAUAUUCUGCGAGAUAGAUGCCGCCACCGAUUAUUUAAAGGCAAUAGGCACCAAGCCCUUUAACCCGCGACAACUUACUUCCAUGAUGAUCACAAAUAUCAUUUAUGGAAUUGUCUUUGGAAAAAGGUUUGAUUUCGACGAAGCCGAUUUGCACAGCAUGAUAGAAAAGUUGGACCUUCUGUUCCGUCGGGGCGGAGUUGGAUCAGCCGAAGGUGGAUUUCCGGAGUGGCUGCUCAAAAUCGUUAAUAAAAAGGAGUUCGAUCAACGCCAGAUGUUGCUCCAUGCGAGGCGGUGGGUGCAAAAGCACAUUUACCAACAAAUCUCGGAUCACGAGUCCUCCUUCGAUGGCCAGCAUGUUCGAGACUUUGUCGACCUAUACCUAAAGGCGAAGACUGAGGAAAAGUCGGACAGUGGCAUGAACACAGCGGGGAACACGUAUCGUGUGAUAAUGGACCUGUUCGUGGCUGGGUCAGAGACGACAUCCAAUACGGUGAACUGGACUCUGCUUUACCUCCAGGAGUACCCGGAUUUGCAGAACAAGUGUCGAGAAGAGAUACAACAGGCGUGUGGCGGACGGAACGUACGCUGGACGGAUAGGGGGACUCUACCAUAUACGGAGGCCUUUCUGCUUGAAGUACAGAGAAUAUCGAAUAUUGCGGAGUUUUCGUUGCCUCACACGAACCAAGUUCCGGUGACGCUCGGUGGCUACAAUAUCCCGGCUCAUUCCCUGAUACGAGCCAACUUGUACUCCGCCAACAUGGACCAAAAGUACUGGUCGGACCCGCACAUAUUUAACCCAGACCGGUUCCUCAAGAACGGCAAGACUUUCGGUCAUCCAGCCUUUAUGCCGUUCUCAACAGGUCCCCGUAUAUGUGCUGGCGAAUCUUUGGCCAAGAUGGAGAUGUUUCUGAUCACGACGAAUUUGGUUAAGCGGUUUACGUUUGCACGAGGCGAUCCGAGCACCAAGCACAAUUUCGAUCCCAUCUUUGAACAACUUACGUGUGCCCCCGAGUCUUACACCACUCGAGCCACGCCCAUAUGAGAACUUAAGUGUGUAUUUUGUUUACAAAUUGUGUUUAUUUCACUUUGGUUGUCAUCGUUUUGUUAUCGACUCUAAUUAAUCUUCAUUUUGCUCAUGGUAGGAGACUUUGAUGAUUACAAUACACUACUUUUAAUUGCAUCGAGAAUAUCAACAAUUUGUAUGUCAGCAGUUGUGUUGUUUUUUUUAAUAUCAUAAUUUAAAGACCUAUGCAUUGUUAAACAUGCAUAUUUUUUAUAAGGCGAAAUUGAUGUCUUUGUUUGCAAUUUGAAUGUUACGGUAGUGGCUAAGCCUAAUCUGCAUUAUCAGCAUGACUUGUUUGUCGUCUUAGUAGCGGCAAGUGUUUCGGUUUUUAAACAUUAGUUGACGCUCAACAUUCAAUAACGAAGUAAUUGUUUGUAAGGAAUGUAUUUGUUUCCACAAAA